Messenger RNA from Gadus chalcogrammus (walleye pollock), 1032 nucleotides. It is a transcript of the gene gdf6b, whose product is annotated as growth differentiation factor 6b. Bases 16 to 1032 code for a protein of 338 amino acids. Lineage: Eukaryota; Metazoa; Chordata; Actinopteri; Gadiformes; Gadidae. Gene Ontology annotation, biological process: SMAD protein signal transduction; BMP signaling pathway. The record is from RefSeq and is a predicted model, not a curated record. Gene Ontology annotation, molecular function: growth factor activity; cytokine activity. The transcript is spliced from 4 exons. Gene Ontology annotation, cellular component: extracellular region.
GAGCCCCACGACUACAUGCUCUCCAUCUAUAAGACCUUCUCCACGGCCGAGAAGCUGGGGCUCAACGCGAGUUUCUUUCGAUCGUCAAAAGCAGCCAACACAAUCGCCAGCUUUGUCGACAACGGGCAAGACCAGCUCCCCCUCGCCCCGCUGAAGCGGCAGCGGUACGAGUUCGACGUGUCCACGCUGUCGGACCGCGCCGAGGUGUUGGGGGCGGAGCUCCGCAUCUACACCAAGGUCUCGGGGACCCUCCGGACGCUGGACACGGCCGGGCCCGUGGAGCUCCAGCUGAGGUCCUGCUCCGACCAGCAGCUCCUGGACUCCCGGACCCUGGACCUGCAGGACCCCCAGGACCGGCCCAAGUGGGAGGUGCUGGACGUGUGGGAGGUGUUCCGGGAGCGCGGCCGCCACGCGCCGCAGUUCUGCCUGGAGCUGGCGGCCGUGCUGGACAACCCCGAGCGAGAGCUGGACCUGCGACUGCUGGGCUACCACCGGCAGGGCCGGCCGCAGCAGAAGAAGGCCAUCCUGGUGGUCUUCACCCGCUCCCGCCGCCGGCAGACCCUGUUCAGCGAGCGGCGGGAGGGGAUGGCCCUGGUGGGGCACAAGAGGAGGGGCGGGGGGAGGGGGCGGGAGAGGGCGGGAAGGGCGAAAGCCAACAGGAAGCGACGGACCACGGUGGUGAACCGCCACGGCAAGCGGCACGGCAGGAAGUCGAAGACGCGCUGCGGCAAGCGGCCGCUGCACGUCAACUUCCGGCAGCUGGGCUGGGACGACUGGAUCAUCGCGCCGCUGGACUACGAGGCGCACCACUGCGAGGGCGUGUGCGAGUUCCCGCUCCGCGCCCACCUGGAGCCCACCAACCACGCCAUCAUCCAGACCCUCAUGAACUCCAUGGGGCCCGGGGACAUGCCCCCGUCCUGCUGCGCCCCCACCCAGCUCAGCCCCAUCAGCAUCCUGUACAUCGACUCGGGCAACAACGUGGUGUACAAGCAGUACGAGGACAUGGUGGUGGAGUCCUGCGGGUGCAGGUAG